Messenger RNA from Macrobrachium nipponense, 333 nucleotides. RefSeq lists its product as uncharacterized. The coding region runs from base 1 to 333 and encodes 110 amino acids. The transcript is spliced from 2 exons. The record is from RefSeq and is a predicted model, not a curated record. NCBI's taxonomy places the organism in Eukaryota, Metazoa, Arthropoda, Malacostraca, Decapoda, Palaemonidae.
AUGUGGAAAAAGAACAAGGGUCAGGUAAAAAAGCUUAGGGGUCAGUACCUUGGCUCAGUGACUGACAAUGAGGGAAACAUGGAAGAGGAAAUUAAAAACCGGAUUCAGUGUGGUUGGAACAAUUGGAGGAAGGUGUCCGGUGUCAUAUGUGAUAGGAAAGUCCCUUUAAGAUUAAAGGGCAGAGUGCGCAAGGCAGUGGUCAAACCAGCAAUGGCAUAUGGAUUGGGAGCAGGACCACUAAAGAAAACAGGGGGCAGAAAGUUGGACGUAACCGAGAUGAGGAUGCUCAGCUGGAUGAGCGAAGUGACCAAAAUAGACGGAGUUAGAAACUGA